CAAUGCUCUGCGUCCGAUUGGCCGGGCCUCGAGACAGACCCGUCCCCCGCCCCCCGCCGCUAUGAGACGGGAUGUGACGUCAUUGGAAAGCGAUGCUUCUCGGGAAACCACAUGUCCCGGCGCUCCCCGCGGUGGGGGUCAAAGGUGAAGCGCAAGAUGGCGGCGGCGGCGGACGCGGAGCAUGGGCCGCCGGAGGAGGCAGUGGAAGAGCAGCGGAGCUUCAAGGACCUGGGUGUAACAGAUGUGCUGUGUGAAACUUGUGACCAGUUGGGAUGGAAGACACCAACUAAAAUUCAAGUUGAGGCUAUUCCUGUGGCUCUCCAAGGCCGGGAUAUCAUCGGGCUAGCAGAGACAGGCUCUGGAAAAACAGGGGCUUUUGCUUUGCCCAUCCUGCAGACACUGCUGGAAACACCCCAACGCCUCUUUGCUCUUGUCCUCACUCCAACCCGAGAGCUCGCCUUCCAGAUCUCAGAGCAGUUUGAAGCUCUUGGAUCCUCCAUUGGUGUCCAAAGUGCGGUUAUUGUGGGUGGAAUUGACAUGAUGUCACAGGCUCUGACCUUAGCCAAGAAGCCGCAUGUUAUAAUUGCAACACCUGGCCGUCUGAUUGACCAUCUGGAGAACACAAAAGGUUUCAACUUGCGAGCUCUUAAGUACCUGGUUAUGGAUGAAGCUGACCGGAUCCUCAACAUGGAUUUUGAGACAGAGGUGGAUAAGAUCCUAAAAGUGAUUCCCCGAGACAGGAAGACAUUCCUCUUUUCUGCCACCAUGACCAAGAAGGUGCAAAAGCUCCAGCGUGCUGCACUGAAGGACCCUGUUAAAUGUGCUGUUUCCUCCAAAUAUCAGACAGUUGAAAAACUGCAGCAGCAUUAUAUUUUCAUCCCCUCCAGAUUCAAGGACAGUUACCUGGUUUAUAUCCUGAAUGAACUGGCUGGGAACUCCUUCAUGAUAUUCUGCAGUACCUGCAACAACACUCAAAGGACAGCUCUCCUGCUCCGCAACUUGGGUUUCACUGCCAUACCCCUCCAUGGACAGAUGAGUCAGAAUAAGCGACUGGGAUCCCUGAACAAGUUCAAGGCAAAGGCCCGUUCCAUUCUGCUGGCUACAGAUGUUGCAAGCAGAGGUCUGGACAUCCCACAUGUGGAUGUGGUGAUAAAUUUUGAUAUUCCCACACAUUCCAAGGAUUACAUUCACCGUGUGGGGAGGACAGCUCGAGCUGGGCGGUCUGGCAAAUCCAUCACCUUUGUCACUCAGUAUGAUGUGGAACUAUUCCAGCGCAUUGAGCACCUCAUUGGCAAGAAGCUGCCUGUAUUCCCCACACAGGAGGAGGAGGUCAUGAUGCUAACGGAGCGUGUGGCUGAAGCCCAGAGAUUUGCUCGUAUGGAGUUGCGGGAGCAGGGAGAGAAAAAGAAGCGAUCCCGGGAUGAGGCCAAUGAUGACGAUGACACAGAGGGAGCUACAGGUGUCAGGAACAAGGUGGCUGGUGGAAAAAUGAAGAAAAGGAAAGCCCGUUAGCCAGAUACUUAAACUUCUGUCCCCUUUGAGUUUACAUGGGCUGGGGCGGUACCUACCACAAAGUAGUUCCAUCAAACAUGAACUCCAGAACUACACUUUUAAAUGGCAGGCCAGUUGGAAAGAAAUUUUCCAUCAUGUCUGUGUCUCCAGCACCGUCUUCAGUCAUAGGGUGCAGGUUCACCCUGGUAGUAUGCUAGAACCCGUCCUCCUACUGAGGGUUGGUAUCUGUUCUAAUGCUGGGCUGUAAGAGGGAGUCGUCUCCUGCAGCUGGACUGUCCCCUUGACCUGGAAGCAACAGUCUCCUGGCAAAGCCCAUUUUUAUAGGGAUUACAUGGGACAUGUUGGCCUAUGGACACUUUUUUCCCCCAAUCAUGCUGCAGCCUAUCAUCACUCACCAUCCAAACCUCAGCCAGUGCCUCUUUAUAAGACAAUUGGAAGGAAGAAGAAAACUGAGAAGCACCUUAAAUUUUCCAGGGUAUGCAUAUGAUGCUCCAGGAUAGGAUUCUCGCCUUAAACAGAGACACUCAAGCUGGGGCAAAAACUCCAAAUAUAUUUUGCUCAACCACAAAUCUUUUUACCUUUCUGUGUAUUCUAACUUAUUGUGGCACUUCUGCUAACUUUCAAAGUUCCGUUUUAAGGGGUUUCCCUUCCCUGUAGGUCACCAUCUUCUCCACCCACACCCUUACUGUGACGUCAACUCAGCAUAUGCUGUCACCAUGCUUUCUGUGGCAGCUGUCUGAUGUCCCAUACAUUGCAGUGACUUCAUAUAGUCUACUCCUGCUGAAGGACAAAUGCCAAGAAAAUAGAGAGGCAUGGGCAGACUGAUGUACAUGGCUUUCUAUGCUCCUGUAGUACCUGAGAGCUAACACUAGGGGGCAGUUUUACACAGUCAAGCAGCAAAGCCCUUUAUGCUGGAAGAACAGUAAUUGAUUAUCAGAUGUUCUAUUUCUGGCUCUUCCUCUUUAUCCCAAUAGUGCCUCCUUUGUGUAUUGCUUCUGAGCUUAGUAGAAUAUAAGAAGCAAGAGAACCUCUUUGUAAAAAGUGGAAGAAAGAAUUCAACUUCCUUUUCAAUACACCAGCAGUCUGGUUCUAAUUCCCACAGGUAGUAAACCAGUGCUAAUAUGAGCUGAAAGGGUGCUCUUCAGUUACUUUCUAAAACAACAUACCACCUCCUCAGGCAACUGAAUAAUUCUGCUGUCUGGGUGGUUUACAAAGUGUCUGUUAGAGCUGGUCAGAAACAAGAAUUUCCCUUCCCCUAGAAAUGCAGAUAUUUGGAGGAGGGGGUUCUGAAUGGGAAGGAAAAACCAAAAUUUUGAAAUUUAAAAAUUUCUGAAAUACUGAUUCAGGGCCAGUUUGUAAAUGUUAAAAUGUUAAAUAUUAAAUACAAUUUGUAAAAGUCAGGAAUAGUUAAGGUUAAAGUGUUUAUCAAAAGCAAGUGUUCUAACUUCCUUGUGAAAGUUCAUCAAGAUCAAACACAUUCCUGCAAAAUUUCAGUUUACAAUGUACAGUUUAAAUAACAUUUUCCAACAAUACUGUUGACGAGCUCUAUUGCCUAUAAUACAACCAUACGCCUAAGGUGAUGGUCAUCUGAUGCAAAAUAUUUAUCAUUAACCUUGACUGCCUUACCAGGUAUUUAUCCUAGUCAUUUGCAAUAACAACUUACUGAUACCAAACAUCCAAGCAGCUUCAAAUGGAUGUGCACCACCAAAUUCUUGAGUCCAUUCCCUCCCAAAAGAGUAGAAUGCUAUCAGUUGGUUGAAGCCUGUGGAAGGGUGACAGCUUGUAACUCAUCAGGGCUAGACACAAGAGCGAUGU
Molecule: messenger RNA, 3327 nt
Organism: Mauremys reevesii (Reeves's turtle)
Lineage: Eukaryota; Metazoa; Chordata; Testudines; Geoemydidae
Gene: DDX47
Product: DEAD-box helicase 47
Exons: 12
Coding region: 112-1512 (466 amino acids)
Molecular function (GO): nucleic acid binding; ATP binding; RNA helicase activity
Source: RefSeq, a predicted model, not a curated record